AAAUUAGUUAGUUUUUACACCAAAAGUGGCACACCAAAUAUUUCUAAAAAAAAUCCACCUUGUGCGUUUUACAGUAAACUAUGUUUCUAUAUAUACUCAUGAUAAUAAUUAUAAUAAUAAUUUAUUAUGCAGCUGUGUUUAUUUUUAGUAGAACCCAAAGUAAGAACAAACACGUGCGGAACUACAGCUGCGGAAUCUUUCUGCCUGGGCAGGGAGCAUUUAUCCCGUUGCACCGUCCUGCUUCCGGUGAAGAUGUUUGGUAACUGCCUGCGGUAACAGUCCUUCGGGGACUCUGAACGGAGCCUUUCUCUGAAGGUGAGUUUCUAAGGUGUGCAGCCAUGCUGCUGCCUCUGCUGCUGCGUCCUUCCCUCUGCUGUCCUCAGUCCUCACUGCUGCUGACUGGAUCUGUCCGGCCACUGCACGGCAGCUGUUUGAGGACGCUGCGUCCUCAGGCGGAUGUCUUCCUGCGGUGCCGGCCUCCGUCCCGCCUUGCCACGCGGAGCCGCAGCAGGAAGUUCAGGAAUCAGGAAGAUGAAUGGAAAACCCGGAAUAAAACGGUGCUGACGUACAUCGCUGCCGCCGGCGUGGGAAUGAUUGGCCUGUCAUACGCCGCCGUGCCGCUCUACCGGCUCUACUGCCAGGCGUCGGGGCUUGGGGGCACGGCGGUGGCUGGACACGAUUCAGAUCAGGUGGAGACGAUGACUCCAGUUAAAGAACGGGUCCUGAAAAUCACCUUCAACGCAGACACGCAUGCCAGCAUGCAGUGGAACUUCAGACCGCAGCAGACCGAGAUCUUUGUGGUUCCAGGCGAGACAGCACUGGCCUUCUACAGAGCAAAGAACCCCACAGAUAAACCCAUCAUUGGCAUCUCCACCUAUAACGUGGUGCCCUUUGAGGCAGGACAGUACUUCAACAAGAUCCAGUGUUUCUGCUUCGAGGAGCAGCGUCUGAACCCUCACGAGGAGGUGGACAUGCCCGUCUUCUUCUACAUCGACCCGGAGUUCGACGACGACCCCAGGAUGGCCCGGGUGGACACUAUCACGCUGUCCUACACCUUCUUCGAGGCCAAAGAGGGUCACAAGCUGCCUCUGCCCGGAUACACCUACAACUGACCCGAAAGGACCCAACGGGCGGCAAGAACAAGUCCAUGAUCCAGUUGGUCCUCCAAACAAAUGACUGGAGACUCGACUGUGGGACAAGAUAACCUCAUUCAACGUCAAAUAAAUAAAAGAAAGUUGGUCCUCCAGGUAGCGUCCUCCAUCUCGCAGGUCUGCCAGGUCUAUAGGUCUGAAGGUCUGGCUGGUCUACAGGUCUGCAGGCCUGCAGCUCUACAGGGGCGGCGUGGCUCAGCAAGGUAGAGCGGUCGUCUCGUAACCUGAGGGUUGCUGGUUCGAUCCUCGGUUGAGUACCUUCAGUGUGUGAAUGUGUGUGUGAAUGUGAUGUAUCAUGUGAAGCGCUUUAUAAAUACGUUUAACAUUUACAUGUAAACAGACGAGCAGGGUUCAGUUCAGAAAGCAGACGAGCUGACGGGAAAAUAAAAAUACAGUUUAAACA
Melanotaenia boesemani (Boeseman's rainbowfish) is the source of this 1554-nucleotide messenger RNA. It is a transcript of the gene cox11, whose product is annotated as cytochrome c oxidase assembly protein COX11, mitochondrial. The transcript is spliced from 5 exons. The record is from RefSeq and is a predicted model, not a curated record. Bases 339 to 1112 code for a protein of 257 amino acids. Gene Ontology annotation, cellular component: mitochondrial inner membrane. Gene Ontology annotation, molecular function: copper ion binding. Lineage: Eukaryota; Metazoa; Chordata; Actinopteri; Atheriniformes; Melanotaeniidae.